Messenger RNA from Cotesia congregata, 1872 nucleotides. NCBI's taxonomy places the organism in Eukaryota, Metazoa, Arthropoda, Insecta, Hymenoptera, Braconidae. The record is from the annotation of a GenBank genome assembly.
AUGUCUGGAGGAACCUUAAUGACAAGCACAGUGAAACACAUGUCGCACUGCUGCCUGUUGGUCCUGAUAAUAACAACCUUCGAGUACACCUCGGGAGUACUGAGCGUCCUGGAAAGCGAAGAAAGACCGAGGAUAGACUCGUGGGAGCGGUACGGAGUGGUGGCGCCUCUGCUGUUCCUACUGAGACUGCUGACGCUUUUGGCACUCCCGCAGUCGCUGUUCAAUUUCCUGGGACUGACGUUGUACAACGCCUUCCCGGACAAGGUAACUCUGAAGGGUUCGCCCCUUCUGGCGCCAUUCAUCAGCAUCCGGGUGGUCACUCGGGGGGAUUAUCCUCACCUGGUCUCGAGGAACGUCACCUGGAACCUGAACAAAUGCCUGGACGUCGGUCUGGAGAACUUCCAGAUCGAGGUGGUGACCGACAAGCCCCUGGGGCUCAAGUCCCACCGGCGACUGAGGGAGCUGGUGGUCCCGAGCGAGUACCGGACCAAGACGGGGGCCCUCUUCAAGGCUCGGGCCCUCCAGUACUGCCUCGAGGAGGGGCUAAACGAGCUGGCCGAGCACGACUGGAUCGUCCACCUUGACGAGGAGACUCUCCUGACUGAGAACUCCCUAAGGGGGAUCCUGAACUUUGUCCUGGACGGGAAGCACCCCUUCGGCCAGGGACUGAUCACUUACGCUAACGAGAGGGUGGUCAACUGGGUGACGACAAUGGCCGACUGCUUUCGCGUCGCCGACGACAUGGGCAAGCUCCGGUUCCAGUUCAACAUGUUCCACCGGCCGCUCUUCAGCAUGAAAGGCUCCUACGUGGUCACUCAGGCGGGGGCUGAAAGAGAGGUCGGCUUCGACAACGGGAUAGACGGGUCAAUCGCCGAGGACUGUUUCUUCGCAUUGAAGGCCUUUAGCCUCGGGCACUCGUUCAACUUCAUCGAGGGUGAGAUGUGGGAGAAGUCUCCCUUCACUAUCUGGGACUUUAUCCAGCAGCGUAAGCGGUGGAUCCAGGGGAUUUAUCUGGUGGUCCACUCCCGGCAGAUUCCUCUGAAGAACAAGCUCCUGCUGGGAGUCAGCUGGUACUCGUGGGCAACCCUCCCACUGUCGACCUCAAACAUUCUCCUGGCAGGGCUGUGCCCAAUCAGCUGUCCGAAGAUCCUCGACGGGCUGUGCGCGUUUAUCGGGGCGAUUAGCAUCUACAUGUACGUCUUCGGAGUGAUAAAGUCCUUCUCCCUGAGCAGGUUCGGGCUCUUUCGGUAUCUGGCGUUCAUAUCCGGAGCCCUCGCAAUCAUUCCCUUCAACCUCGUCACCGAGAACAUCGCAGUCGUCUGGGCGCUGCUCGGUAAGAAACACAAUGCGCUUACAACUUUUGGGAAAACUAACACCCAGAAUCAAAAUCCUCCUCCUCCUACUCCAGCUUACAAUAACGAGGUGGUAAUUGGCAGUAACUUCAAUAAAAGCGCUUUUGAAUUAGAACGAUUAACUAGUAUGGGAAGAAGCGGAAUGCGACCAACCGGGUUGAAGGGCUCCUCGUCGCAUGUCGGACACAACAGCUUGGGAAAAGCUCGAGAGUGCAAAGCAGAGGCUGACUGCAGUGCCAUCCAGAACACAACUUGCGUUCAGGAUCCAAAUGGCGACAAAAAACGGUGUCUUUGCGGCGAUUUAUCGGCUCCGGUCAACGGAUUUUGCAGCUACCAGUUCAAAGAUUACUACGAAGAAGACUUCAAAUGCAACGGUAUAAACAACCCCACAAUCCUCCCACCAACACACAUUAACCUUUCUUUCUCUUUCAGGAUCGAUAUCACUGGAGAACUCGCUCCUGCUAUUGAUUUUCUCAAUUCUUACCAUCAAGUACUAAACCAUCACGCUAUUUAUUUAUAA